CACGCAUUGCGGAUUAAUAUAAGCGCCGCCGCACUGAAUAAAAGCGGAAAAUCAAUUUUUCAGAGAUUACUCUUGAUUUUCAAACACGCCGGACCUGUUAAGAAAAUUUAUUGUACCAUGUCGGAAGCUUUUACUAAAACAGGUGAUAAGUCUCAAGACGAGAAAAUCCUGAUGCCGUACACAUACAUCCUGCAAGUACCAGGCAAACAGAUCCGCAAGAAGUUAUCCUUAGCUUUCAACUAUUGGUUACGAGUGAGUGACGACAAACUGCGAGCUAUUGGCGAGAUCGUCCAGAUGCUGCAUAAUUCCAGUCUCCUUGUGGAUGACAUCCAAGACAACUCAAUCCUUCGCCGAGGUAUUCCAGUGGCGCACUCUAUCUACGGUAUAGCGAGUACUAUUAAUGCUGCAAACUACGCAAUGAUCAUAGCACUCGAGAAGACAUUAGAAUUAGGACAUCCACAAGCGACGGCGGUGUACACGGAGCAGCUGCUGCAGCUGCACCGCGGCCAGGGUAUGGAGAUCUACUGGCGGGACAACUUCCACUGCCCCUCUGAGGAUGAAUACAAGCAGAUGACAAUCAAGAAAACGGGAGGUCUAUUCAUGUUGGCCAUCCGGCUGAUGCAACUGUUCAGUGAGAACAAGUCUGACUUCAGCCGGCUCUCCUCCAUCCUCGGUCUUUACUUCCAGAUCAGAGAUGACUACUGCAACCUCUGCUUACAAGAGUACUCAGAGAACAAGAGUUACUGCGAGGAUCUCACUGAGGGCAAGUUCAGUUUCCCCAUCGUGCACGCAAUCCGCACACAACAUGCAGACAACCAAGUGCUACACAUCCUGCGCCAGCGCACGCGGGAUGUGGAGGUGAAGCGGUACUGUGUGUCUCUGCUGGAGCGGCUCGGCAGCUUCCAGUACACCAGAGAUGCGCUCCAGGCGCUGGAUGCUGACGCCAGGGCUGAGGUCGCAAGGUUGGGAGGGAACCCAUUACUAGAGGCCCUGCUCGACGAGCUGCUCAGUUGGCGGCGGGACAAGAAGUCUGUUGGCUACACUGAGGAAUAGACUUUGACAGUUAUCUUUUACGUUGGCAACACUGUUGAGUUGUCAGAUUUUGAAUCUGACAGUUGUGUGUUACGUUGGUAAUGGAACGUUUGUAAAACAUAUUUAAUAGUGGUAUUCUACGUUCACAAUUUAUUAACUCUGA
Molecule: messenger RNA, 1195 nt
Organism: Papilio machaon (common yellow swallowtail)
Lineage: Eukaryota; Metazoa; Arthropoda; Insecta; Lepidoptera; Papilionidae
Gene: qm
Product: geranylgeranyl pyrophosphate synthase
Exons: 8
Coding region: 118-1053 (311 amino acids)
Biological process (GO): isoprenoid biosynthetic process
Molecular function (GO): prenyltransferase activity
Source: RefSeq, a predicted model, not a curated record